Molecule: messenger RNA, 3042 nt
Organism: Microcebus murinus (gray mouse lemur)
Lineage: Eukaryota; Metazoa; Chordata; Mammalia; Primates; Cheirogaleidae
Gene: CS
Product: citrate synthase
Biological process (GO): carbohydrate metabolic process; citrate metabolic process; tricarboxylic acid cycle
Cellular component (GO): mitochondrial matrix
Source: RefSeq, a predicted model, not a curated record
GGGCAGUGGGCGGGGCCUUGCUGAGGACCCCGGGCUGGGCGCCGCCGCGGGUUCGUCUACCCUCUCCCUGAGCCGCCUCCUUUCAACCUUGUCCGCCGGUUGGCGUGGCCUUUGGUGCAGCGGCGGCGGCUCCCGUUCCUGCCCAGCUCUGUCCCCUCUUUCCCUCCCCACCAGAUCCUGGAGUUCGCCCGCCAUGGCUUUACUCACUGCGGCCGCCCGGCUCUUGGGAGCUAAGAAUGCAUCCUGUGUUGUUUUUGCUGCCCGGCAUGCCAGUGCUUCCUCCACGAAUUUGAAAGACAUAUUGGCUGAUCUGAUACCUAAAGAGCAGGCCAGAAUUAAGACCUUCAGGCAGCAACAUGGCAAGACAGUGGUGGGCCAAAUCACUGUGGACAUGAUGUAUGGUGGCAUGAGAGGCAUGAAGGGAUUGGUAUAUGAAACAUCAGUUCUUGAUCCUGAUGAGGGCAUCCGUUUCCGAGGAAUUAGUAUCCCUGAAUGCCAGAAAGUGCUGCCCAAGGCUAAGGGAGGGGAAGAACCCCUCCCCGAGGGCUUAUUUUGGCUGCUGGUAACUGGACAGAUCCCAACAGAGGAACAGGUAUCUUGGCUGUCAAAAGAGUGGGCAAAGAGGGCAGCUCUGCCUUCCCAUGUGGUCACCAUGCUGGACAACUUUCCCACCAAUCUACACCCCAUGUCUCAGCUCAGUGCAGCCAUUACAGCCCUCAACAGUGAAAGUAACUUUGCCCGGGCAUAUGCAGAGGGUAUCAACCGAACCAAAUACUGGGAGUUGAUUUAUGAAGACUGUAUGGAUCUGAUCGCAAAGCUACCUUGUGUUGCAGCAAAGAUCUACCGGAAUCUCUACCGGGAAGGCACCAGUAUUGGGGCCAUUGACUCUAAGCUGGACUGGUCCCACAAUUUCACCAACAUGUUAGGCUAUACAGAUGCACAGUUCACUGAGCUCAUGCGCCUGUACCUCACUAUCCACAGUGACCAUGAGGGUGGCAAUGUAAGUGCCCAUACCAGCCACUUGGUGGGCAGUGCCCUUUCAGACCCUUACCUGUCCUUUGCAGCAGCCAUGAAUGGGUUGGCAGGGCCUCUACAUGGACUAGCAAAUCAGGAAGUGCUUGUUUGGCUAACACAACUACAGAAGGAAGUUGGCAAAGAAGUAUCAGAUGAGAAGUUACAAGACUACAUCUGGAACACACUCAACUCAGGACGGGUUGUUCCAGGCUAUGGUCAUGCAGUACUAAGGAAGACUGAUCCACGAUACACCUGUCAGCGAGAGUUUGCUCUGAAACAUCUGCCUAAUGACCCCAUGUUUAAGCUGGUUGCUCAACUAUACAAGAUUGUGCCCAAUGUCCUCUUGGAACAGGGCAAGGCCAAGAAUCCUUGGCCCAAUGUAGAUGCUCACAGUGGGGUGCUGCUCCAGUACUAUGGCAUGACGGAGAUGAAUUACUACACAGUCCUGUUCGGGGUGUCACGGGCACUUGGUGUAUUGGCACAGCUCAUCUGGAGCCGAGCCCUAGGCUUCCCUCUAGAGAGGCCCAAGUCCAUGAGCACUGAUGGUCUGAUGAAGUUUGUGGAUUCUAAGUCAGGGUAAAACUGGAGACGGGGAGGAAACUGACUUACCAGAAAAUGAGGAAGCUUAAAAAAAAAAUAUAUAUAUAUAUACCUUUGUUUCAGGGGGCCUUUAAAGACUUAAGAUUAAUUGUAUCUGAGGCACUGAUAAUAUGUUUGAGGUUAAAAUAUAAAUUAUGACUUUAAAAGAUGAAAAGUGACCACGUCUUCCCUAACCAGCUCCCUUCCCCUGCCUGGUAUGAGUUGCCCAUCAACUGUAGGAUGACCAGGACUAAUGCAUGUAGUAUGGGUUAGAUUUGGUUCCCUGCCAUCUCCAGAGUGAUAAUCUGGCUCUUCUUUCUCUGGGUCAAAGCUGGUUGCAGAGAAUCUUCAGUCACUUCAGAGAUUUUGCUUCUACUCUGCUAAGCCCUCAAUUAGCCAGCAAACCAGGAUUUUGCCCCUUUUGUUUACAUAGGAAUCAUGUUGGAUUGUCAGUUGUACCAAGCUCUUUGGCCCUACCCAUGCACACAAACAUCUCCUAGAAGAACCUGUUGGUUAGCUGGACAUGCUUUGGCAUUUUUUUUAUGUUACCAGGUGACCAUAAAAGCAUGGCAUUUGUUGUGACUGGCACCCAGUGUUUGAUUUUCAUGUUUUAAAAUUAUCUCGUUAAAAUUAAGGUCUGGGAGUGUUUUGUUUCCCAUUACUUUAUUUUUUUAUUAUUAUUAUUUUUUCCCAUGCUAUCACUCAUUUGUUAAGUUUCCCAUUACUUUAAAAUUCACCUCCUUCCAGACUUUCUAUACCUGCUGCACCUCAAGAUGAGGAUGUUCUGGACCUUUCCCUCUUGGUCCCUAUUAGAGACCUCUUUCAACAGAUCUGUCUGAUCUGUGGUCUUUCCCAGUCAUUGGGUUUUAUCAGUGCUUAAUGUGAACUAAGUUUUUUACUUCCACAGAAUAUAAGCCACUACCUUCUGACCCACCCACCCCUUUAAUAUACUGUGGGACAGGGACUUAGGAAUGACCAGCAUAUCUUCAGAGUCUGGUUCCAGGGUUACUAGCACCUCUUUUUGAAUAGGGAAAUCAUUCAAGAUUAGACGUGGACUCCUUUGAAUAUCAGUUCUGGGGAGUGAGGGCAUUAAAAAUAGUAAGCUUCCCUCUUCAUCCCCUGCCUCAAAAAAAUGCCCCCUUAUUUAUCAACAUCCUUUUCCUGCGCCUUCCCCAAGAGCUCACAGUACAGUGUUUUAGAAGCCCCAUUUGCACAGGUUUUCAGCGACUCAGAAUGCUCCACUGCCUUUUCUUUGAGAAAGGGUUGAUACACUCCUACUGUGCCCCUUUCUUCCCUCAAAACUCCUGCCUGUGUUUGUGUGGAUUCCUAACCCCCAGAACCACACUGUUGAGAUGGACACACUGUAAACCCUUGGGUAACUGUCAGGUCAUUAUGCAGACUUCAGGUUAUUCUGUAUAAAAUGCAAAAUAAAUGUUUUUAUUAACAAUG